CGCGGCCCACGUGGGUGGAGGUUUCCAGAAGAGCCGCGGCCCCGCGCACACCUUGUCCUGCCACCGGUCCUGCUCCGUCGCCCUGCAGCCAUGCUCAGCGCCCGCCGCGCCGCCGCCCGCCUCCCGCUGCUCCUGCCGCGCGCGGCCCCCGCGCCCGCGCCGCCCGGGCUGGCGCAGACAUUCUGGAAUGGCCUCAGUCAGAAUGUUCUCAGAGCAGCAUCCAGCAGAAAAUAUGCCUCAGAAGCAAUUAAAGGUGCUGUUAUUGGAAUUGACCUGGGGACAACCAACUCCUGUGUGGCAGUUAUGGAAGGAAAGCAAGCAAAAGUGCUGGAAAACGCGGAAGGUGCCAGGACAACCCCUUCCGUUGUGGCCUUCACAGCCGACGGGGAGCGGCUGGUGGGGAUGCCGGCCAAGCGGCAGGCGGUGACCAACCCGCACAACACCUUCUACGCCACCAAGCGGCUGAUCGGGAGGCGCUUCGAUGACUCUGAAGUGAAGAAGGAUAUUAAGAACGUUCCGUUUAAAAUUGUCCGUGCCUCCAACGGUGAUGCCUGGGUAGAGGCUCAUGGGAAGCUCUAUUCUCCGAGCCAGAUCGGUGCCUUUGUGCUGAUGAAGAUGAAGGAGACUGCAGAAAACUACCUGGGACAUGCAGCCAAGAAUGCUGUGAUCACAGUCCCUGCUUACUUCAAUGAUUCCCAGAGACAGGCCACUAAAGACGCUGGGCAGAUCGCUGGCUUGAAUGUUUUGAGAGUGAUUAAUGAACCAACAGCAGCUGCACUUGCCUAUGGUCUGGACAAGUCUGAAGACAAAGUGAUUGCAGUCUAUGAUUUGGGUGGUGGCACAUUUGAUAUUUCCAUUUUGGAAAUCCAGAAGGGAGUCUUUGAGGUGAAGUCUACCAAUGGUGACACUUUCCUAGGUGGAGAAGAUUUUGACCAGGCUUUGCUGCAGCAUAUUGUUAAAGAGUUCAAGAGAGAGAUGGGUGUUGACCUGACUAAAGACAACAUGGCCCUUCAGAGGGUGAGAGAGGCAUCAGAGAAAGCAAAGUGUGAGCUUUCAUCAUCUGUGCAGACUGAUAUUAACUUGCCGUACCUCACGAUGGAUGCCUCUGGACCAAAGCACUUGAACAUGAAGCUGAGCCGCGCGCAGUUCGAGGGCAUCGUGGCCGACCUGAUCAAGAGGACGGUGGCACCCUGCCAGAAAGCCAUGCAGGAUGCUGAGGUCAGCAAGAGUGACAUCGGUGAAGUCAUCCUCGUCGGUGGCAUGACCAGGAUGCCGAAGGUGCAGCAGACUGUGCAGGAAUUGUUUGGCCGAGCUCCCAGCAAAGCUGUUAAUCCUGAUGAAGCUGUGGCUAUUGGGGCAGCCAUUCAAGGUGGUGUCUUGGCUGGUGAUGUUACUGAUGUGCUGCUGCUGGAUGUGACUCCCCUCUCCUUGGGCAUUGAGACACUGGGAGGUGUCUUCACGAAGCUUAUCAACAGGAAUACUACCAUACCAACUAAGAAGAGCCAGGUGUUUUCUACAGCAGCAGAUGGUCAGACCCAAGUGGAGAUUAAAGUGUGCCAGGGAGAGAGAGAGAUGGCAAGUGACAACAAGCUUCUUGGCCAGUUCACAUUGGUUGGGAUUCCCCCAGCACCCCGUGGAGUGCCACAGAUCGAGGUCACUUUUGACAUCGAUGCCAAUGGCAUCGUUCACGUCUCCGCCAAGGACAAAGGCACCGGACGCGAGCAGCAGAUUGUUAUCCAGUCUUCUGGUGGCCUUAGCAAGGAUGAAAUUGAGAACAUGGUGAAGAAUGCAGAGAAAUAUGCAGAGGAAGACAGGCGAAGAAAGGAACGUGUGGAAGCUGUGAACAUGGCUGAAGGCAUCAUCCAUGAUACAGAGUCCAAGAUGGAGGAGUUCAAGGAUCAGCUGCCAGCAGAUGAGUGCAACAAAUUGAAGGAAGAAAUUGCUAAAAUGAGGGAGCUGCUGGCUCGUAAAGACACUGAAACAGGAGAGAACAUCAGGCAGGCAGCCACCAACCUGCAGCAGGCUUCCCUGAAACUCUUUGAAAUGGCAUACAAGAAGAUGGCCUCCGAGCGAGAGGGUGCUGGAAGCUCAGGGGAUCAGAAGGAGGAGAAGCAAUAAGAAGUCUCUGCCUUGCCUUGACCAGAGCAUGAAGAGGUCGAUUUUUUUUCCUUGAAGCUUGGGAGAGAAGGGACCUUCCUGAGCAGCAGUGGGCAGAAUUCAGACUUACUGUGUUUUUGCAGUAUUCUAUAUAUAAAAUUCUUUAAUGUAUAAACUUA
Dryobates pubescens (Downy woodpecker) is the source of this 2276-nucleotide messenger RNA. RefSeq names its product heat shock protein family A (Hsp70) member 9 (gene HSPA9). Gene Ontology annotation, cellular component: cytoplasm; mitochondrion. Gene Ontology annotation, molecular function: ATP binding; heat shock protein binding; ATP hydrolysis activity. The record is from RefSeq and is a predicted model, not a curated record. The coding region runs from base 91 to 2118 and encodes 675 amino acids. The transcript has 17 exons. Gene Ontology annotation, biological process: protein refolding; cellular response to unfolded protein. Lineage: Eukaryota; Metazoa; Chordata; Aves; Piciformes; Picidae.